UAAAACAGGUCUGUUCAAGCGCUAUAUAAGGAAGAGCCCGUCCCCAUUAGCUUCUACUGAAGACAGCCACAAUGAAGUUCGUGAUCUUGGCUUUGUUUGUUGCCGGUGCCUAUGGGUGUGGCCUGCCCACUUACCCUCCCACCAUCACCAGGGUGGUCGGUGGAGAAGAUGUCCGCGAGAACAGCUGGCCCUGGCAGGUGUCUCUGCAGUACAAGAGCGGCAGCAACUUCUACCACACUUGUGGUGGCACCCUGAUCUCCAACCAGUGGGUCCUCACUGCUGCUCACUGCAUCGGCAGUCGCACCUACAGAGUCCUCCUGGGAAAACACAAUCUGAAGGUCAACAAUGAGCCUGGUUCCAUCGCCAUCAGCCCUGCCAAGAUUGUUGUCCAUGAGAACUGGGACUCCUACAGAAUCCGUAACGACAUCGCCCUGAUCAAGCUCUCAACUCCUGUCAUGUUGACUGACACCAUCAUGCCUGCCUGUCUUCCCACCUCUGGCGACAUCCUGCCUAAUGGCGCUCCCUGCUACGUUACCGGUUGGGGUCGUCUCUGGACUGGAGGUCCCAUUGCCGACAUCCUGCAGCAGGCCCUCCUCCCUGUGGUUGGCCACUCCACCUGCACCAGGUCUGACUGGUGGGGCAGCCUGGUGACCAACAACAUGGUCUGUGCUGGAGGAGACGGAGAGCUGGCUAGCUGCAACGGAGACUCUGGUGGUCCCCUGAACUGUCAGAACUCUGAUGGCUCCUGGGACGUUCAUGGUGUGGUGAGCUUCGGCUCUAGCAUGGGCUGCAACUACCCCAAGAAGCCCUCCGUCUUCACUAGAGUCAGCGCCUACAUCCCCUGGAUCAACAACGUGAUGACCAGGAACUAAGAUGGUGGUUAGUGGCAUUGUUGAUGGCUGUACUUCAUUAAAUAAAGAAUGUAGUGGCUAAA
Molecule: messenger RNA, 934 nt
Organism: Plectropomus leopardus (leopard coralgrouper)
Lineage: Eukaryota; Metazoa; Chordata; Actinopteri; Perciformes; Serranidae
Product: chymotrypsin-like elastase family member 2A
Biological process (GO): proteolysis
Molecular function (GO): serine-type endopeptidase activity
Source: RefSeq, a predicted model, not a curated record